GGGUUGUUUACGGUAGGUUACCUGACCUAAUCUAUGCUCGGCCGUCUCCUUCAGCUCAUACUCGUCGGUGUUGCCUUAUCCCGCGAUCCCGAUGGUACAUAUACUAAGAACGUGCCUGAUCCUUACCUGACAUUGACAUAUACGUUCUCAAACGAUGCUCAAAGAGUGGAGAUUACUGCCUCUUGUGGGACGGGUGUCAGACCAAUUAGCGGCACUUUCCCUGUCACUAAGACGCAUACUUCGGUGUACUUGGUUGGUACCGUAAGUCGUGAGUGGACCACCUUCACGAGCUCCUUUGUGGCCAGAUGCGAGAAGUACACUCCUCUGCAGGCACGUGAUUUCUCAUAUAUAGUGUAUGAGGCCAAGUUCGAUCACCCGACUGUUCGGGUCAAGGGUAUCAAAUUCACACUAAUACACAAAGAACCUCCUUCCCAUUAGUUGAUUUUGUUCCGACAGGAGUACCCUCAACGUACCAGUCGCUUUGAAUGAGCACUAUUCAGACAUUUGUUGGUCGUCCAAUCUCUGAUUAUGAAGAGAGUACGUUGAAUAUCCCUGAGUGGUCCAUCUCCAGUUCUGGGAGCUUUAUCAUGCAUCACGGUGACCUCGACUCCUCGAGUGUUAUACUAUUCGUAGUUAUUUCAUUGAGACUAUGAAUAUUGAUGAUGCUGCUGAAGCAUAGCUCCACACCUCAGUCAUAUGUAACAUUUAUCUCUCUCGCCUUCGCUUUCGUAGUAGGCAAUGCUUACUGGUAAGUGGAUCGGAAAUCUAUUUCACGCCCUACCUUGUAUUCCCUGUAUGUCCGUGUACUACUGUUAUACUCGGACCCAAGCUCUUUCAUAGAUUCUUCUCUCGAUGUCAUCAACAGGAGGAUGCCUCUCAUCGUGGCUACUUAUAGUACUAUGGACGCAUUCUUGCAUACGUACCCCUUCGUUCGACGCUGUACGCGGGAAGUUUCCGCCGGAAACACAUUGCUCCCUUUGCCUUACGACCGGUACAAUGGAUUAUGUACUUCACCUCCUC
Perkinsus marinus ATCC 50983 is the source of this 1020-nucleotide messenger RNA. RefSeq lists its product as hypothetical. NCBI's taxonomy places the organism in Eukaryota, Perkinsozoa, Perkinsida, Perkinsidae. The transcript has a single exon. The record is from RefSeq and is a predicted model, not a curated record. The coding region runs from base 34 to 438 and encodes 134 amino acids.